Messenger RNA from Colletotrichum chrysophilum, 867 nucleotides. RefSeq lists its product as uncharacterized. Gene Ontology annotation, biological process: carbohydrate metabolic process. Lineage: Eukaryota; Fungi; Ascomycota; Sordariomycetes; Glomerellales; Glomerellaceae. The record is from RefSeq and is a predicted model, not a curated record. The transcript has 3 exons. The coding region runs from base 1 to 867 and encodes 288 amino acids. Gene Ontology annotation, molecular function: aldehyde-lyase activity; zinc ion binding.
AUGGCAUCUUUUCCCCAGAACAACAGGACGUACCAGAUCCUUGAGGCGGCUAGGACAGGAGGCUACGCAGUCGGCGCGUACAACUGUUAUAAUGAUGACGGUGUUAUCGCUGUCAUUCGAGCAGCUGAGGCGUGCAAGUCGCCUGCCAUUAUCCAAGUCUUCCCAUGGACGAUGCGAUUCCAAGGCCCGGAGUUCGUCAAGUACGUGAUUGGCGCCGCGCACGCCGCGAAAGUUCCGAUCGCGGUCCAUCUCGACCACUGUAUCGAACCGGAAGACGUCAAGGCGGCGCUUGAGCUUCCCUUCGACUCUAUUAUGGUCGAUGCCUCAAUCCACGACGAAGCCGAGAAUGCCCGGCAGUGCAAAGAGAUUGUGCAGAUCGCGAACGCCAAGGGCAUCGCGAUCGAGGCUGAGAUGGGCCGGCUGGAAGGCGGCGAGGAUGGUCUGCCUACAGUCGAUCUCGAGACGAUUUUUACACGACCCGAGCUUGCGAGAGAUUUCGUGAAAGAGACAGGAGUGCAAUUCCUAGCCCCGUCUUUUGGAAACAUCCACGGAAAUUACGGUCCUGGUGGCCCGGAGAAAUAUUGGAGAUUGCCUCUGCUCAACGACAUUCACAAUGCCAUCCCCGACAUUACCCUCGUCUUGCAUGGAACCCACGGUGUGUCUGACGAGCAAUUCAGGACCGCCAGAAAGCAUGGCAUGGUCAAAAUCAACCUGAACAGAACGGUCCGCGACGAGUACACAGACUUUAUCGCAGAGAAUGCGGGCAAGCUGGAGCUUACCGUUCUGAAAAUGAAGGGCGCGGAAGUUUAUGCCAAGUCUAUUGAGCGGGUGAUGAGGGAUGUGCUGUACUCAGCUGGCAAAGCAUAG